Molecule: messenger RNA, 1264 nt
Organism: Olea europaea var. sylvestris
Lineage: Eukaryota; Viridiplantae; Streptophyta; Magnoliopsida; Lamiales; Oleaceae
Product: developmental protein SEPALLATA 1
Exons: 8
Coding region: 354-1097 (247 amino acids)
Biological process (GO): positive regulation of transcription by RNA polymerase II
Cellular component (GO): nucleus
Molecular function (GO): RNA polymerase II cis-regulatory region sequence-specific DNA binding; protein dimerization activity; DNA-binding transcription factor activity, RNA polymerase II-specific
Source: RefSeq, a predicted model, not a curated record
AUUAGGAAGUAAGGGAAAGAAAAACUCCAACCCUAAGUUUUUGAUAUCUGAUCUGCAAGUGCAUAUGCCAAAUCCUGAGGUUCUUACAGAGAACCCAAAAUCUAGAACAAGACGAAAACAAUUUAUUCAAUUUUCAAAUAAGCCCACAAUUUACCCACAUAUAUACAUUCAGAUCUUCUGUCUAAUCUUUUCUGGUUUCUCUCUUUUCAAGACUUUCAAGAUUUAAACUUUUUAGGUUAACAAAAAAAUUGGGUGCAGAGUGAGAGAAAGAGGGCCAACAGAAGAAAGGUGGUUAAAGACUCAACUAUAUACACAUACUUAUAUAGAUAUAGAUAAAGGUGGAAAGAGAGAUCAUGGGUAGGGGGAGAGUGGAGUUGAGGAGGAUUGAGAACAAGAUUAACCGGCAGGUGACAUUUGCGAAACGAAGAAAUGGGUUGCUCAAGAAAGCCUAUGAACUCUCUGUUCUGUGUGACGCCGAAGUUGCUCUUAUCAUCUUUUCUAACCGUGGGAAGCUCUAUGAGUUCUGCAGCACCUCCAACAUGCUCCAAACACUUGAAAGGUAUCAGAAGUGCAGUUAUGGUUCUCUGGAAGUCAACAGUUCAACCCAAGGUCUUGAGGAAAGCAGCUAUAGGGAAUAUUCAAACCUGAAAUCUAAAUAUGAGUCACUACAACGAUAUCAAAGACAUCUCCUUGGAGACGAGUUGGGACCUCUAAAUAUCAAUGAUCUUGAGCAUCUGGAGCAUCAACUAGAGACAUCCCUCAAGCAUAUUAGAUCCACUAGGACUCAGGUUAUGCUCGAUCAACUUUCUGACCUUCAAGCAAAGGAAAAGAUGAUGGUUGAGAAUAAUAAAGCUCUGGAGAGGAAGCUUGAAGAAAUUUACGCUACAAAUCACAUGCAGCAGCAAACCUGGGGUGGUGGUGACCAAAACUGUGCAUAUGGCCAGCAGCAUCCUCAAUCCCAGGCCUUUUUCCAACCUUUGGAAUGCAAUUCUACUUUGCAAAUUGGAUACAAUAAUCCUGGAUGUUCAAGCCAAAUGACUGGUAUCAAUACAGAGGUCCAGAAUGUGAAUGGAUUGCUCCCAGGUUGGAUGCUCUAAAUUUCUGGUGCAGACUUUCACCAGCAAUUAUCCUAAAUUCCUAAAAAUAAUAUAAUGCAAUUGUAAGACUUCAUUUUGGAGUACUGUUAAACAUUUACUCGUUGACUUAAACGAAAUCGAGUGUAUCUACAACUUGUUAGAAAUGCACAUGAUCUUUCUGUUUGUUC